Trachemys scripta elegans is the source of this 3272-nucleotide messenger RNA. RefSeq names its product corticotropin releasing hormone receptor 2 (gene CRHR2). Gene Ontology annotation, biological process: long-term synaptic potentiation; cell surface receptor signaling pathway; adenylate cyclase-modulating G protein-coupled receptor signaling pathway. The transcript is spliced from 13 exons. Lineage: Eukaryota; Metazoa; Chordata; Testudines; Emydidae. Gene Ontology annotation, cellular component: plasma membrane; axon terminus; dendrite. The record is from RefSeq and is a predicted model, not a curated record. Gene Ontology annotation, molecular function: corticotrophin-releasing factor receptor activity; peptide hormone binding; G protein-coupled peptide receptor activity. Bases 139 to 1389 code for a protein of 416 amino acids.
GGGACACUCCCUCCCCCCGGGCGGAGGGUGCCCCCGGCGGCCCCGCGGGGAGGGGCUGUCCCGGCCCCGGCGCUGCAGCAGGAGGCGGGGAGCUGGUUCCAGGGCACCAGCAGGGGCACUCGGGCUGGCUCCGGGGGGAUGCGCCUGCCGUGGGACCGCCCCGGGACCCGCAGCCCCAUGGGGGGCCCGGCACCGCAGCGCAGCGUCCCAGCAGCCGCGGCCACCGCGCUCCUGCUCCUCCCGUUAGUUCUGCACUGUGAAUCCUCUGUGAGCCUGCCCUUGUCUGUUCUGCUGGAAAGGUAUUGUGAAGCGUUGUCAGCUCACUACAAUGUCACAGGUCCAUAUUGCAAUGCCACCAUCGAUCAGAUAGGGACCUGCUGGCCCCGGGCCACUGCUGGGGAACUGGUGGAGAGACCCUGCCCGGAGUUUCUCAACGGGAUCAAGUACAACACCACCCGAAACGCCUACAGAGAAUGCCUGGGAAACGGGACAUGGGCUUCCAAGGCCAACUACUCUCAGUGCGAACCUAUUUUGGAUGAGAAGAGGAAGUAUGCACUCCAUUACAAGAUUGCUCUCUUCAUAAACUACCUGGGGCACUGUAUAUCUAUAGGAGCGCUUAUUGUUGCCUUUAUGCUUUUCUUGUGCUUGAGGAGCAUCAGAUGCCUGCGAAAUAUUAUCCACUGGAACCUGAUCACCACAUUCAUUCUGCGGAAUGUGAUGUGGUUCCUGCUUCAGAUGAUUGAUCAUACCAUACAUGAAAGAAAUGAGCUCUGGUGUCGGUGUAUUACAACAAUCUACAAUUAUUUUAUGGUGACCAACUUCUUCUGGAUGUUUGUGGAAGGCUGCUAUCUACACACUGCGAUAGUGAUGACUUACUCCACAGAUAAGCUGAGGAAAUGGGUCUUCCUCUUCAUAGGAUGGUGUAUUCCUUGUCCAAUCAUUGUUGCCUGGGCCAUUGGCAAGCUCUAUUAUGACAAUGAACAAUGCUGGUUUGGAAAGGAACCAGGGAAAUACAUAGACUACAUAUAUCAAGGCCCAGUGAUUCUCGUUCUUCUGAUAAAUUUUGUAUUUCUAUUUAACAUCGUUAGGAUUUUAAUGACAAAACUGAGAGCUUCAACCACUUCAGAAACAAUACAAUACAGGAAGGCAGUAAAGGCUACGUUAGUCCUUCUGCCUCUUCUGGGUAUUACCUACAUGCUUUUCUUUGUCAACCCCGGCGAAGACGACAUUUCCCAGAUAGUCUUCAUCUACUUCAAUUCCUUCUUGCAGUCUUUUCAGGGUUUCUUUGUGUCGGUAUUUUACUGCUUCUUGAAUGGCGAGGGUACUGAUGAAGUACUGACUGUCUGUAGCAAUUCUCAAGCAAUAUGGACUGGAGAUGAAAAUGAUUGAAGUCCCUGACUUGGUGACAAUCUGUCAUCUGUGAAACUUGCCCGCUGAUAGGGGAUUUAUCAGGCAAAAUGUGUUAUGUGUUUGAAUACAAAGCUGGAUGCUGAAGUGGAUAUGGUGGUGUCCGUUGGUCUCUUUCAUGUCUAGAUCAUUGGCUCUUAGACUCUUCACCUGAAAACAUUUCAUCCCAAGUUUAAUCAUUCCUAAAUCUUGUCUGCUUUACAAGUACUGAAUAUUGCUUUGCUCCUGUAGUACUCUCCAGAGUGCCUGCAGACAGAUGCUCCUUCCUCACCAGUAGUACUUUAUGCAAUUACUUGUAUUAUCCAUCUCUCUCCCUGCUGUAGGCUUUCCUGGUAAUUUUCACAGCUCUUCUAGCUGUUUCUUCAUUCCCCAGACACCCCUGGAAAGAUCAUAGAGAAAAGGCUCAGAGAAUCCAGUCUCUCUACUCCAUCCUUUCAAACAUCAGCUGCAACAUUUCCAAACUCAGAGAGUGUUUGGGAUUUUUCUGAGAUGAGGUUUCAGAGUAGUAGCCGUGUUAGUCUGUAUCUGCAAAAAGAACAGGAGUACUUGUGGCACCUUAGAGACUAACACAUUUAUUUGAGCAUAGGCUUUCGUGGGCUACAGCCCACUUCAUCGGAUGCAUAGUGUGUUUCAUUCUAUGCAUCUGAUGAAGUGGGCUGUAGCCCACGAUAGCUUAAGAUGAGGGUCUUUUUGUGCCUGUUUUAAGGAUGGUCUCACUGCUUUCAAAGAAAGCUGCAUCUUUGAGUGCCUUAUUCAUCUGGGGACAAGUUCUGCCUUUGUUACUCUGGAGUCAAUCUGGAGUAACACUGUUGACUGCAGUAGAAUUACUGCAGAUUUACAUUCGUGUCAUCAAAGGGUGGAUUGGGGCCUAUAUUCCUCAGAGCUGAGCCUUUCUGGGCUUUGUGGCAAUCUUCUGCCCAGAUAAUCCUGGGCAUAGUUUAGCAAAGGUUUGCUAGAAAAGGAAGUUUAAGUGAUGCUUAUUUUUGCUCAUCUCUUCUCUCCAAACUCAUUCUUUGUUCAAAUUUAAUUUUAAAAAGCCAAUUAAAAUGACAUUUCAAUUCAGCCUUCUGUUCAUUUUGCUAUAUUAAUCGAUGUUAAACUUAAAAGGCAUAAUGUUGGGGAACUAUGGAUACUAAUAUCUCUCUCCCUCUGUCUGCCUUGUCUGUUUAAACCAUCAGCCUUUUGGGGUAGCAUCUGUUUCUUACUCUGUAUCUGUACAGCACUUAACACUCUGACACUACUCUAUCACAAACUAUAAGAAUAACAAGUGGAUCAACCAUAAAUCCUAAUGGGAAACAAAAAGUACAGUGCAGCUUUUGGUGAUCCAUAUGGCCGCUUCUUGAGGCCAUGAGGUUUUCUUGUGCACCUUGCUCAGUACAGGUUGCCUCUUAGGAGCUUUCUGGGACUGAGUGAUCCAGUACCUUGUGCCCCCUCCUGCCUCUGACCAGAGGCCAGAAGUGAAUUUCCCUUGCCCCCAAGGAGACCUGCCGGGGUUGCCCAAAUAACAGCCAGAAUCCAAAAGCUUCUUAAGAAAAGCAAGUUCUGUUGUAAGUUAUAAGAGCAAAGGCAAGUGGCAUCUCUAGCCUAAGGCCCGGAUAACAGCCUUCGCCAGGCAGGCUAAAAUCUUGUAGUUAUAGUUCGAUUAAGCAACUAUGUCCUUAUGUCUUAGAGUUUAGUGUCUCCUGGGCAGUAACUUAGAGCAUCACAAAUAGGACUUGUCUUUAUUGCCACUUCUUCCUUGAGAAAGCUCCCUAACUCCGCCCUCCUUCUGACAUGCCACAUCUGCCAGAUCAGAGGUGGGCAACCUAUGGCUCCGGAGUUGCAUGCGGCUCUUCAGAUGUUAAUAUGCGGCUCCUUAUAGACAC